Molecule: messenger RNA, 1161 nt
Organism: Helobdella robusta
Lineage: Eukaryota; Metazoa; Annelida; Clitellata; Rhynchobdellida; Glossiphoniidae
Exons: 9
Coding region: 1-1161 (386 amino acids)
Biological process (GO): mitotic spindle assembly; microtubule-based movement
Cellular component (GO): spindle microtubule; nucleus
Molecular function (GO): microtubule binding; ATP binding; plus-end-directed microtubule motor activity
Source: RefSeq, a predicted model, not a curated record
AUGAGCGCAAACAACCUACCUGGAUCUAGCAAUAACAACAAAGCCGUUAAAAAAGAAAAAAAUCAAAACAUCCAAGUCGUCGUCAGAUGUCGACCAUUAAAUUCAAGCGAAAAAAAGUCAGGAUCAGUAAAUGUGGUUGAAGUGUUUCCGGAAAAAAGAGAAAUUACAGUGAGGGAAAGGGCCAUGCCGAAUGCACCCACGAAAAGUUUCACAUUUGAUAGAGUGUUCAGUGCGAAUUCAAAGCAAAUUGAACUUUACAGAUCGGUUGUGGUUCCAAUACUCGAAGAGGUGCUCAUGGGAUACAACUGCACCAUAUUUGCUUAUGGUCAGACGGGGACAGGGAAGACAUUCACGAUGGAAGGUGAAAGGUCAGAGGACACGUCAGUUUCAUGGGAGGAAGAUCCACUGGCCGGGGUAAUCCCGAGAGUUAUGAAUCAACUCUUUUCCAGGCUUCAGAUGCAGGGUCUGGAGUUUACAGUGCGGGUAUCAUUUCUUGAGAUCUACAAUGAAGAGUUGAUUGACCUGCUUGGCUCAGAAUCGGUUGAUGGGCCUCGACUGAAAAUCUACGAAGACACGACUAAGAAAAUGGGUGGUUGCAUAAUACAAGGCCUGGAGGAGGUCGUCGUCAUGAACAAGGAUGAAGUCUAUCAGAUUCUUCAGCAGGGAGCUGCUAAGAGACAAACCGCUGCCACUUUGAUGAAUGCCCAUUCAAGUCGAUCACACACCUUGUUCAUGGUGACAAUUCACACGAAGGAGAGCACUGUGGAAGGGGAGGAACUUGUCAAAAUUGGAAAGUUCAACUUGGUUGAUCUUGCGGGCAGUGAAUGCAUCGGUCGUUCAGGUGCACAAGAUAAGAGGGCCAGAGAGGCGGGUUCCAUCAACCAAUCACUGCUCACUCUGGGUAGGGUCAUCACUGCAUUGGUCGAACACAAACCUCAUGUGCCUUACAGAGAAAGCAAGCUGACGAGAUUGCUGCAAGAUUCACUUGGUGGACGAACCAAAACUUCAAUUAUCGCAACUAUAUCUCCAGCUUCUAGUAACGUUGAUGAGACACUGAGCACGUUGGAUUACGCAUUCAGAGCUAAGAACAUUACCAACAAGCCUGAAAUCAACCAGAAAUUAAGCAAAAAAGUUCUCAUUAAGGUUAAAAAUUACGUUUAA